UUCUCUGUCUCUCUCUCCGCGAUUCUGUCUCUGAGUUUGUGCGCGUGUUUUGGUGUUAGUGUGCAUUUGUGUUCUUUAGCGUGUGCUUUUCCACGUCUUCCUACUGUGGCUGCCUGUGUGUGUCCGUGUGUGCACUUCCAUUUCAUUCUUCCUCCUUGCCGCUCUGCGUAUCUUACUCUCUGUGUGACUUGUGUUUACACAUGUGUGCUUAGCGUGUGUGUCCAUAACUUUCUGUUCUCUCUCCUCUCUCUCUCUCUCUCUCUCUCUCUCUCUCUCUCUCUCUCUCUCUCUCUCUCUCGUGUGUAUGUGUCUCUCUGUUCACACCAGAGCCUGUCCGGCAGGGCAGCGGAUGUGUGAGGGAUGAUUCAGUGGCUGACAGGAAGCCUGUCGCCUUGCUUGCUGCCCACAAGUAUCUGUGGUGUUGGCGUCAGCUCCUGCAGGUGUGUGGGCUCAAGAUGAGGUGGCCGCAGUGAAGAGCCCUCAACUCUCAGCGUUGCAGGAAAAGUGCACAGGAGCCGACAUGAGUGCGGAGACGGAGCUGCUGUGGCCCGGGGUGGCCCUCCUGCUGCUGCUGGGGGCAGUGGCCAGCCUGUGUGUUCGCUGCUCCCGCUCAGGUGCGAAGCGACCGGAGAAAAUUUAUGAGCAGAGGAACCUGCAAGAGAAUCAACAGAGCUUUGCAGUGACCGGGACCUAUUCCUUGGCCAGGCCCCUGAUGGACACAGCCUCUAACCUGGCACCAACAAGGAAGGAUAAGCUGCUGCAGUUCUCCCCCAGCCUCGAGGAUUCUGCAUCACCAAGGUACCUGAACUUCAUCAAAGGAAGCAGACACGGAUCAGAUGCAUCCUACAUAGACCCCAUCAUGGAGUAUUUCAACUGGGAGCGGUCCCAGAAGCAGCAGGAAGAUGACGAGGAUGCUAAUUCCUAUGAGAACGUGCUCAUCUGCAAGCAGAAAGAGCCCGACUCAGGCCCUCUUCCCGGUUCUCUCCCUGCAGGAGAUGAGGAUUAUCAGAACUCUGCUUCCAUCCAGAAGUGGCGGGAGUCCAGAAAGGUCGUAGGGCAAGUCCCAAGAGAAGCACCUCUCUCCCCUGCGGGAAUCCCCGAUGAGGACGAAGAUGGAGAGCCCGAUUAUGUAAAUGGGGACGUGGCCGCCACGGAAGCCUAGGGCGGACCUGGGAGAAGUCGCCCCGUGCCAAGGGGACGAAGUGCCAGCCAAAGCACGCCCUUUCCGCUAGCCAACCGUGUCCAUCUUCGCCGAAGGCCAAGGAACCAACGCUCACAGGAACAGUGACCGCCUCCCACCCAUCACCUCGCCGAGCAGCUGGACUUCUGGGCCCGCCACGCUACUCACGGGAGGUGCACCUACACGUCCCACGGACCAUCCCUCUGGCCACACGGGACCCGCAAGUUACACGUGGAACCAGCUUCCCGGGGGCUGGGAAGAGCUUGGCACGAGGGCACUGCGGCCCCUGCCGUAACUGAAUGCCCAGCACUGGGGCAGUGGCGCCCCAUCCCCACAUCUGAGCACCAAACAGUACUGGCAUCAUGUCCUUUUUGCUCUGGGUUUGGAUCCCAAAUCGCUUACUAAUGUCAGUUGCUGGGAUUCUGUGUGAUCGAUAAGCUUGUGUAAUUAACUUAUACAGGUGGAGCCAUAUUUAAUGUUCUGCGUUCCAGGGUAGGUUUGUCUAUCUUGUCUCCUCUAAGCAUUACAUGUUCUGACUUCAGCAGACACUUGGGGCACCCUGGCACUCCUUUCUUCGGGUCUCAGUUCACUGAGGAAGAGGUGAGGCCACAGCCACCCGCAGGCUACCAGUGGGCGUGUCCUG
This is a messenger RNA of Myotis davidii, 1823 nucleotides long. It is a transcript of the gene LAT2, whose product is annotated as linker for activation of T-cells family member 2. The transcript has 13 exons. Gene Ontology annotation, biological process: calcium-mediated signaling; B cell receptor signaling pathway; B cell activation. Gene Ontology annotation, cellular component: plasma membrane. Lineage: Eukaryota; Metazoa; Chordata; Mammalia; Chiroptera; Vespertilionidae. Bases 521 to 1162 code for a protein of 213 amino acids. The record is from RefSeq and is a predicted model, not a curated record.